This is a messenger RNA of Aspergillus neoniger CBS 115656, 1322 nucleotides long. RefSeq lists its product as uncharacterized. Bases 1 to 1119 code for a protein of 372 amino acids. The record is from RefSeq and is a predicted model, not a curated record. Lineage: Eukaryota; Fungi; Ascomycota; Eurotiomycetes; Eurotiales; Aspergillaceae. The transcript has 4 exons.
AUGAGCCGGUCCUGUCCCUCCAGCCUUACUACCCUUGCUGGGUUGACAUUGCUCGCUCAACUUGCUUCUGCCUCUGAAUUACCUCUCCCCAUUUUGAAAGACUUCGAUGAUACUGGCGUUCUUGGUGGGCUCUACAGACCCAACACUACGAGCCCACGCUCGCGCAUCGGUAUCUAUAUCAUGCAUGCGGAGCAGGACUACACUUCCUUUGUUGGCUGCACAGAGCUUCAGGAGCGUGGGUUUACAGUGUUUUGCGCCAACACCGAAGCCAGCAAACCCGGUUAUAUGUCAGACAUAAACUUUGAGGACAUGAUGCUCCAGGCUAACACGGGCUUGGCCUGGCUGCGCAACCAGACUGAUAUCGACAAGGUGAUUAUUCUCGGCCACAGCGGUGGCGGUGCAAUGAUGGCCCAAUAUCAGAACAUCGCAGAGAAUGGCGUGUCCGCGUGCAAUGGCCCAGAGAAAUUAAUCCUUGCCUCAAAACUCAACCAGUCUCUCAACAUCUAUAACGCUGAUAACGGGUUCAGCAAUGGCACUCAAUCAAACUUCACUUCAGAGUUCAAAAAGAGGUUUACGAAGGGGAUUGUGGCUCGCAACAACCGUGUCCUGGAACAUGCACAGAACCGUCUCAAGGAAACUGAGAAGGGCAACGGCAUGUUUGGUGAUGACGAGCCCCUCAUAAUCCCUGCGGCUCUUUACCUUGCUACCAACAACCUCUACAUUUCUCAAGAUGUUCGGACUUUGCAUCACACUACCUAUCCUUGGACUUUGCUUGACAAGGACGGUACGACCGGGCAGAUUAUUCAAUCGGUGCGUGUCCCCUCCGGCUGGGUCGAUGUCUCCAACUCCUGGGAACAAGCUGCUGUCAAGACUACCGUCCGGCGCUUCGAGGGCAUAGAGUAUGAUUCCACCCAGAUGGCACCUGCAGCAUCGAUCAAGGGCAUCAGCGUCCCGCUCUUGACCAUUAACGAUACCUCAAUCGCAUUUGUUCAAGGCGCUCAGCAUGGCAUUUACCCUUGCACCGAGUGUGAGUCGUACCCCGGAGAAUUUGGAGACACCGUCAAAACAUGCUUCAAUUAUGUUGCGAGUUGGCUGUCCGAGCAGGGUCGCUUCCUGUGAGCCUUUCGUAUUUUGCAGGACAAACAGUAGCCUGUAUAUCUGUGAAACCAUCUAUGAACCCCGACUUUACUAUGCCCCGGGGUUGUGUGCGCGGUUUUGCGGGUUUCUGCGACGGUGAAGUUGUCAUGUCAUUACCAGAGUAGGCCUUCCUAACACAAUGUGCGCUCCUAUAGAUGCGAACAAAGAAUGAAGUCGUAGUAUAC